AUGACUGGUAUCCCUAGGCUACAGGGACGGCACCCACAUUGUCUGCCUCUGUGCAAUUAUGUCACGAGCAGUCAGCGACCAACGUGCAGGAGAGGAAAUUUUGGCUCCUCCUGCACCGUGCCCCGCCUGUCCGCAACUGGACAUCGAAUCAGACUUGAUACCGCCCUUGGAGGAGGUGGUGAGCCACGACGGAUAGAGACGGACUCUGAUCAGCACAUCGCGCCAGCGCGGAUGUCGGAGCGUAUCUGGCUGGUUCGCGACCUCGUUUCCGCACUCGCAAGCACAUGCCUCAACGUCAGCUCCCAUAUGUCGUUGUCCCACCAAAUCGUCUUCCCACCGCUGAAUGUGCAUGGGGCCGAACUUCAACGGCUUCUCAUUCAAUGCUGUGGCGAACUGACAGCGUCGUGUUUGAGGCAAGCGAACGCAAAGCGUCGGCAAGCGCGCGUUUGCAGCAACGUUCUCUCCCGCUUCCCGGAAUGCGCCAUCUCCGUCGUCCAAGGCAGAGUGCUAUGCCCGGAACACCAGAAGCCGCUGCGAGCGUUCAUUUGCUACACUGAGGGCCAGCAUCUAGGGAUGGUACACGCUUCGUGUGACUUCAUCGUGGACCGAACGACCCACAAGUCGUGUGGUUUCAAGCUUCUACCGACACCCAAACAUCUCGACCCGGACGAGAAGGCAUGGAUCAUCCAAGUGGGAGAGGCGGAUAACGGCCCUCCCCCAAAUGAAGAUGCCGACGACUGGUUCGUCACCUUGGAGCGCCGAGGUAUGAAGGCAGAAGAUCGCGCCCGGAGCUUGCAACACGGUCUUGACACGAAGGAGGUGCCGAGUGCGAGCGACCAACAGACCUACGACGAGAUAUUCGCCAAGGCCUUGGCGUAUGACGACCUCCCAAAGGGUGAUUCCCCCAAGCAGUAUUCUGAUACGGACUACCUGGGCAAGGCAGCAGCGUAUGACGCGUUCCAAUUCUCUCAAUCGACUGCGUCGGGGUCUCCGUCCACCUCGUUCGGCGCCUCAAGCCCAUCUCUCCGGACGCCAUCGAGCGGCCAGAUUCCACGGAGGAAGAACACGUUGAUAUACGGGUCUAUUUCCUUGGGACGGUCGUCCACCAGCGAGCGCUCUCAGAUGGCUCGGAGGAUGUCAGACGAGUCCCCGUUGAAGAACAAGGUACAUCAGGGGAAGAACAAGGCGGUGCCGCUCAAGCUCGGACGUCACUUGGCCAUAGGAUGCGAGCCUGCUGACGUCGAAGAGGAUGGCAAGGAUCUUGACGACUUCAUGGACAUGUCCGAUGGCGAGCAGUGCGGAGACGAGGGACAUGUGGGUCAGGCUGCACAGGCUGCACAGAGCUAUGAUCCUGGAGCCCCAUCAAACCCCAUCGAACUGACCGACGACAGUAGUAGCGGGAACGAACGUCCGCGCAAGAUGGCGAGGAUGAAGACCAACUACGCCAACUCUUCCACGGUCCUCGAGAGGGCUCACAAUGUGCUCUCCCGUACGAAGUCCUACACCAACAUCGUUAAGACUGAACCUUUGGACAAUGACGAGUGUCUCCAGGCUGCCGGGAGACACUUCAAGGCCGCCUCUAGUGUGAAGAACAGCCCCGACAUUGUGAAACGCAACAAGAAGCUUGGUGCUCCUUCCACCCAGCGCGGCUUGCGCGAUGCUCCCUCGGCCCUUCCACCCAGCGCGCGUGGCUUGCGCGACGCUCCCUCGGCCCCUUCCACCCAGCGCGACUCACGCGACGCUCCCUCAGCCCCCUCUGCCAAGCACGGCUCGCGCGACGACCCACCUCCCGCCGUUUCCGACAGCCGCACUCCUGGGGGCUGUGGUACACUCUCUGCCUCCCCUGGCGAACGCGAACAGGGUGACUUCGUGGCUUCGGUGAACUCCGGCACUGAACGCGGCUUACUGUACAACCAAUUUCUCUUGCACCUGCAGUCGCGCUUCUUGCACCUCUUUCGAUUCGACAUUGAGGACGAUGAACCACCCUUCAUGGCAUCGCAGGACACCUGGCAACUAACCAUAUAUUACCACUUCUUCAAUGGGCGCUCUCUGCUUGCUCGCACUCAAGUGAUCCCGCACGCAGAGCAUGAACUCUGUGUUCGCGACAUUCGCUACCUCACUGAAUUUUGCGGCGUGUUUGGGGAGAGUCGCGUCAAGAUCAAGGGCCCGGGUGAUGCUCGAUGGAUGUCGUGUCGUCCCUCGGACGUCAUCCAGGUGUCCUGUGAGACUCGCAAUCAUAUCCGAGUCGCAAUGAUGGGCGUCACUGAGGUCAAAGAGACGACAGAUGAUGAGGACGGUCUCUCAGACGAUGACGUCGACAAUAGCGAUCUGUUCGCGUGGCGCGAGGGCUCAGACGAUGACCUUCUGACGGUCGAAGAGAUCAAGGAUGAAUAUGGGGUGGAUGGAGGUGAUGGUGACGGCUUCGUCGAGGAAGACAGCUUCGUCGAGGAAGAGGGGAUGGACGAGGACAGCAAUGAGUAG
Epithele typhae is the source of this 2481-nucleotide messenger RNA. RefSeq lists its product as uncharacterized. The transcript has 16 exons. Lineage: Eukaryota; Fungi; Basidiomycota; Agaricomycetes; Polyporales; Epitheliaceae. The coding region runs from base 1 to 2481 and encodes 826 amino acids. The record is from RefSeq and is a predicted model, not a curated record.